UCGGCUGUUGCAUCGCCUGCUGCAUCGCCUGUUGCAUCGCCUGCUGGAUAUUGCACCAGUGUGACUAGCGAUCGCAUUGAUACUACCGGCGCGGAGGAGCAGACUCGCAUCUUGCGCCAUCUUCAUCGAGUGAGCAGCGCUUGCCAGCCCCUUUCUCGUAUCCGCCAUGACCAAGCGAAAGCGCGGAAGCAGCAGCACCUUCGUCGGCGGAAGCUCGCUCGAAGCCUCGCUCGAGCGGCGGCUCGUCCCCAUGGUCCUGCAGUAUCAGGAGCAGGUCCAGUCCGAUGGUGAUGCUUCUGGAUCCAAGCCAUCGGCGCGGAACCCAAAGUUCGACACCGAAGCCAUCCUGCAGUUUGUGGUGCAGAAAGACCGCUCGCUCCAACGCAAAGGCGAGAGGAUCCUGAGAAAGGCGAUCGAAGGAGCAUGCGACCACAUCAAAAAGAACAGUGUAGAGUCAGCGUCUGGGAACCAAGACGAAGCGGACGAACACUCCAACGAAUCGGAGGGCAACGAGGUCGACUCGGAUUUGGAGGUCGAUCCCAGUGUGCGCCUUGUCGAGGUCAAGGACACCAACUUCCUGAAUCGUUCUCUGGCAAAUUUGUAUCAGAAAAAGGACUCGUCGUCCUCACCCGCGCCAGCGGGCAGCCAAGCCGAAGCCCCGGAUGUCGGAGAGGCUUCGACCCCGACCGCCAACACCGCGCCGGCAGAUUCAGCAGAGACACCCAAACCCGAGGCUGUGGCAUUGGACGACAAAAAGACCAAACGGAGCAAGGCAGAGAAGGAGGAGCGCAAGCCAAAAAAGGUCAAGGAAACCGCUAGCUCCAAAUGGCCCACACCCACCAAGAGACUCAGCGAUCUGGGCGGCAUCGACCACUGCAUCGAGGAAGUGCUCCAACUGAUCGGAAUGCCGCUGAAACACCCUGAGAUCUACCUCCAUCUCGGUAUCCAGCCGCCACGGGGCAUCUUGCUGCAUGGCCCACCCGGGUGCGGCAAAACCCUGCUCGCGAAUGCGAUUGCGGGAGAAGCCGCCGUUCCGUUCGUGAGCAUCUCCGCGCCAUCGGUGGUGUCGGGCAUGUCGGGCGAGUCCGAGAAGAAGAUUCGCGAAGUAUUCGAGGAGGCCAAGGAACUGGCUCCGUGCCUUCUCUUUAUCGAUGAGAUUGAUGCAAUCACUCCGAAGCGCGAGACUGCCCAGCGCGAAAUGGAGCGACGCAUCGUUGCCCAGCUUCUCACCUGCAUGGACGAUCUGUCCCUGGAAAAGACCAACAACAAACCUGUGCUCAUCAUCGGCGCCACCAACCGACCGGACGCCCUGGAUCCCGCCCUGCGGCGAGCUGGCCGCUUCGACCGAGAGAUCAGCAUGGGCGUCCCUGACGAGGACGGGCGAACAAAGAUUCUCGAGAAGCUCUGCAGCAAGCUGAGACUCGCCGGCGACCUCGACUGCAGGAAGCUCGCCAAGCUGACGCCUGGAUUUGUUGGAGCCGAUCUCAAUGCCCUGACAGCCGAGGCCGGUGCUGUCGCCGUCAAGCGCAUAUUCCACGAGAUUCGAAAUGUCUCGGCCGACACUCCCGGAGAUGCCGAUCUGGAGAUGCAAGACGCAGAGGGCGACUCUGCCAAGCUCACGGCGGGCAUUCACUCGGUCGUGACGGGCCAUAGCUCCAUCUCGGACUUUCUCGAUGCGCGGCCGACGCCCCUGACUGAAGACGAGCUCGAGCCCUUGUGCAUCACGCUGGACGACUUUUUGGCUGCCGUCAAGCAGGUGCAGCCCUCGGCCAAGCGAGAGGGCUUUGCGACGGUUCCAGAUGUCUCCUGGGACGACAUUGGCGCCCUCGAACUGGUGAGGCAGGAGCUGCGGAUGGCCGUUGUCGAGCCCGUCAAGCACCCGGAUCUGUUCCUUCGCGUGGGCAUCACAUCCCCGAUGGGCGUGCUGCUCUACGGCCCGCCAGGGUGCGGCAAGACACUUCUCGCCAAGGCCGUCGCCAACGAAAGCCAGUGCAACUUUAUCUCUGUCAAGGGGCCCGAGCUUUUGAAUAAGUAUGUCGGCGAAAGCGAGCGAUCCGUUCGACAAGUUUUUGCCCGAGCAGCAGCCUCUGCGCCGUGUGUCAUCUUCUUUGACGAGCUCGAUGCGCUGUGUCCCGCACGAUCAAACGACGCCGACUCGCAGUCGUCCUCACGACUGGUCAACACUCUGCUGACAGAGAUGGAUGGCAUGCAAGGGCGCAAACAGGUUUUUGUCCUGGCCGCCACCAAUCGGCCGGACAUGAUCGACCCUGCGAUGCUGCGUCCAGGCCGCCUCGACAAGGCCCUCUAUGUCGACCUGCCGAACCCGCAGGAGCGGCUGGAUAUCCUCAAGACGAUCACCCGCAAGACCCCGCUCAAGGACGUCGAUCUGGCCCUGAUUGCUACGGACCCGCGGUGCGAUGGACUGAGCGGCGCCGAUCUGUCGUCGUUGGUGCGGGAGGCUGCCAUUGCGGCGCUCCGGGCCUCUCUCUUUCGAGACGGCACACUUAGCGUCGAGUCGGAUUCAAAUGCCGAGCUCUGGGUCACCCGACGUGAGUUUGAUGUGGCCUUUGCCAAGGUCUCGCCGUCGGUCUCGAAGAAGGACCAGAAGCGGUAUCAACUCCUCAAGGUCAAGUUUGGAAAUGCCGCACAUGCACAGGGCGACUCGGAUGCGGGCAACGAAACGACCCAGUGAUUGUGUCGAGUUCGGGGAAGCAACAUCCUAAUACAUCGCCGCACAAGGCUCUGAAUACGAGAA
Polychytrium aggregatum is the source of this 2755-nucleotide messenger RNA. RefSeq names its product ribosome biogenesis ATPase RIX7. The transcript is spliced from 12 exons. NCBI's taxonomy places the organism in Eukaryota, Fungi, Chytridiomycota, Chytridiomycetes, Polychytriales. Gene Ontology annotation, cellular component: nucleus. The record is from RefSeq and is a predicted model, not a curated record. Gene Ontology annotation, biological process: ribosome biogenesis. Bases 167 to 2692 code for a protein of 841 amino acids. Gene Ontology annotation, molecular function: ATP binding; preribosome binding; ATP hydrolysis activity.